CAUAAUUAGCUAGAACAUUGUCAUAAAACCUCUUAAAAAGUCAGAGGCCAGAGAGUAUCAGUCGACCACUAUCAUAGUUGGCGAGGGUUCAUCUCUGUGGUGCUGCUUCCCUAUACGCAGAAUGACUCGCUGCUGCGCUUUUCUUGUGCUUAUUUGGGUUGCCGAGCUUCAGCUGACGUCAUCUAACAUCAUCGACAAAGCUUAUCCAGGAGACAGUAUCGCAGACUUUACAGGAAAAGCUCAAGACUUGAGUGAUACUGAAGAUGCGCCUUACCAGCAAUCUGACAAAGGAUUGCUUGAUAAGUUGCAAAAGUUCAUUAAAGAAAAAAAUCUCGAGCAAGAAUGCACCGAGGAAGCAACCAAGAAAACAGGACACCUGCUGAAGGAGAGGGAAGAAAAAGACAAGAGAAUUCUUAGAAACAACUACCAGAUCUUGCAGCAUGGCGAAGAAUCUUUUGCGUCAAGUAAAGAAUGGUUAUCAGCAAUAAAGAGUGGGAUUUGCACUGUGUGUUUGGUCAAGAAAAUAUGCAGUCACCCACCAAGCUUUUUGUCUAAAGAUACCGCAAAGUGCAGGAAGCAGGUACUCCGGUUAACGUCGAAGAUCCCAAGCAUUGAAAAAAAAUUAAAAUGCAACCCACACGAACGCUUUCGUUCCAUAAAUGGCACGUGUAAUAACCUGAAGAAUCCAACGUGGGGGGCUGCCCUAACUGCCUUUGAAAGAAUCGAGGGACCAGAUUACGCCGAUGACCUUUCGGAACCCCGAAAAUCUCAAUCCAACAAGCCUCUUCCGAACGCUCGAGACGUCAGUCGGAAAGUACACGGCAGCAACGCAGAUCACAGCAAUCCUGAUUCCAAGACACUCAGCCAUUUGGCCAUGAUAUGGGGACAGUUUCUGGAUCACGACAUCACGCUUGCACUUGGUACUGGAAUCAACUGUGAACUGGACACUAAAGAUCCGGAAUGCGUAAAUAUAGAGAUCCCAGAAGACGAUGAUGUCUUUCGGAAUAGGGAAGUCACAUUUAUCGAGGUUGAACGAGAUGCCCCUUUCAAACCGCCACACUACUGCUCAUUGCGUCCUCGAGAACACAUCAAUCGACUGACGGCUUUCGUCGACGGCUCCCAGAUCUACGGCUCGGAAGAUGAACUUGCAGAAAAUCUAAAGGGAAACGGAGGGAUGCUUAGGGACAUGCAACAUCCUCACGGGUGCCCGUUUAAGAACCUGCUGCCUAGACAAGAUCCUGAUGUAUUCUGCGUCUCCAAGGACCCAAACAGGCCCUGCUUUAUGUCAGGAGACGAACGUACCAACGAAAACCAAGGUCUUAUGUCGAUGCACACUCUCUGGCUUCGCCAACAUAAUCUCAUCGCCGAACAACUAAGCCAGAUAACCGACUGGGAUGCGUCAAGAAUUUUUCAAGAAACAAGGAAAAUAAUUGGCGCGCAACUCCAAGUGAUAACCUACAACGAGUUUCUUCCGCUGAUACUAGGGAAAAAAACGAUAAAGGACUUUAAUCUGAAGCUCUUGGAAGGAAGAAGCUUUUUCAAAGGCUAUGAUAAAAACGCAAACCCAUCAAUCUUUGCAGCCUUUGCAGUGGCAGCUUUUCGCUUCGGACACAGUCUCGUUCAAGAGGAAUUCCGAAGAUUAACUGAAUGUGGAUUUCAGCACGAACCCUGCAGCUACUGCCCCCAACAGAAAGACAACUUUCUGCCAAUCCCACUGAAGGAUUUUGGCAAUCCUUUCUACUUGUACGAGAAAUGUGAAGGAGGAAUUGACAGUAUUUUCAGAGGACUGGUAAAGGAUCCAGCGGCAAAAGUGGAUGGAAAGUUUUCCAAGUCCAUACAAGAAAACCUGUUCAGAGGCCCCGGUGAUCUAUCAGACCUUAUAAGCAUCAAUAUCCAACGGUCACGUGAGCGUGGAGUGCCCUCUUAUGUCACGUUCCGUAACAGUGGCGUGUGUAACUUAAAAGCAAAUAUCAAAAGCUUUGAAGAUCUCAAGAAAAUUGGGUUCAGCAAGGAAGACAUUAAAAAUCUAAAGAAAGUAUACGAGGAUGUCGUGGAUAUCGACUUGUUUACCGGAGGACUACUGGAGCCGCCCAGUGAAUCUACAAAAGGUGGCGUAUUAGGCCCAACGUUCCAAUGCCUCAUUGCUGAGCAGUUUCGACUCUUGAGAGUGGGGGAUCGGUUCUGGUUCGAAAAUGAGCCAAAAGCUUCCUCGCAUACGACCAAAACGGCAUUCACGGCCUGUCAGCUGGAGGAGAUUAGAAAGACGUCCCUGGCAAAAGUAAUCUGCAAUAACAGCGAGUACAUUGCUGCCAUCCCGAAAGAGGCUCUUAGUCUUGUGAAAGGGUUUGUCAGCUGCAAUGAGCUGCCUGGUGUAAACCUGGAGGUCUGGAAAAGCAGCUUUGUGUGUAAGCCAAAAUAAGCAGAUCACCAACUGGAAAGAAAAAAGCAAGCAAGACACAACUUAAUUUGAUUAUAAAGUAGUAACCGACAAUGCUGCACACCUAAGAUAUGAACAUAGAUGAUGAUUACCACAAUCAAGGACUUAGUAAUUCAAUAUGUACAGUGCAAAAUAAUAUCAGUAGUAGUAAAAGUAGAAAAUAUAGUAGAAAACACAAAGAUGACAAACCGUAUUUCUGUCACAGUUAGAAAUGAAAUUCUGACGUCAAUAAACAUUCAUUUAUCUAGCCCUACCGAA
Molecule: messenger RNA, 2695 nt
Organism: Orbicella faveolata
Lineage: Eukaryota; Metazoa; Cnidaria; Anthozoa; Scleractinia; Merulinidae
Product: salivary peroxidase/catechol oxidase-like
Biological process (GO): response to oxidative stress
Molecular function (GO): peroxidase activity; heme binding
Source: RefSeq, a predicted model, not a curated record